CCUCUCCGCUCCUCGCUCCGCCUCCCGCAGCCCAGCCUCGGAAGCAGCCAUGAGUUUGGAAGCGAUCCGCUACCGCAGGGGAUCCCUGCAGAUCCUCAACCAGCUCCUGCUGCCCCAGCAGAGCCUCUACGAGGAAAUCGGCAGCGUCGAGGACGGCUGGAGAGCCAUCCGCGCCAUGAAGGUGCGAGGUGCUCCAGCCAUCGCCAUUGUCGGCUGCCUGAGUCUGGCAGUGGAGCUGCACGCCAAAGGAAACACAGAGCAGACUGUGGGCAGCCUUGAAAAAUUUGUGGCAGACUCGCUGCGCUACCUAGAGAGUGCCCGUCCUACCGCUGUCAACAUGGCCCGGGCAGCUCAGGAGCUGGGCCACGUUGUUCGCCAGGAGGCCAAGCGCGAAGGGAGCACUGCCGAGAGUUUGCGAGAAAGCGUGAUCAGCUGGGCGGAAGCCAUGUUGGAUAAAGACCUGAAAGACAACAGAAGCAUUGGGGAGCAUGGGGCACGCCACCUCCUGCAGCAUGUAGGGAAGGACAAGGUGACUGUCAUCACCCACUGCAACACGGGCUCACUGGCCACCGCUGGGUAUGGCACUGCGCUUGGUGUCAUUCGCUCCCUGCAUGCCAUGGGUCGUCUGGAGAAGGUCUACUGCACAGAGACGAGGCCGUACAAUCAGGGAGCCCGGCUGACUGCUUACGAGCUGAAGUAUGAGGAGAUCCCUGCAUGUCUCAUUACGGACAGCAUGGCGGCGGCACUCAUGAAGCAGCUCGUUGGUGCAGCUGUCAUCGUGGGAGCAGACAGGGUUGUUGCCAAUGGAGACACUGCGAACAAAAUCGGCACCUAUCAGCUGUCUAUUGCUGCAAAGUACCAUGGGAUACCCUUCUAUGUGGCAGCACCCAGCACCUCAUGUGACCUGACCUUGGAACAUGGCGGGAAGAUUGUUAUUGAGGAGAGGCCAAGUGAAGAAGUGACGCACAUCAAUGGUGUGCGGGUUGCAGCACCAGGCAUUAAUGUUUGGAACCCAGCCUUCGAUGUCACCCCUCAUGAGCUGAUAACCGGUGGCAUUGUCACUGAAUUUGGUGUCUUUGCUCCCACUGAACUUAAAGCAGGACUCACACAGGCAGCGAAGAAAGUCUGAACGUGUUGAGCUGGGCUGCUUUCUGGAUUUCUGGAGAAGAGUAUGACGAGGAUGAAUCAGCUAGAGAGAUCAGUAUUUGAGCUUGGUGGGAUAUAUUUCUAAAUCGGCUCUCUGACUUUGUAUUUACAGAUGUCGAUAAAUACUCGUUACCAUUCUGCCAAACCAGUAGGGUCUAUGCAAAGAACACGUUGCAGAUUGGAAAUCCAGAUCAGAAGGGUUGUUCGUGUUUCCAUCCAGUUACUCUACAGCACCUGUAUUAAAUAAUACAGAGGAUGGUGAUCCGGCUCCUGAGCCAGUGGCUCUUUAGAUCCUUUGCUUCUGCCUCAGCCAAGAGAGAUGUUCCUCUUUUACUGGAGCAACAAAGAAGAGUUUGAGACUUCUUUCUCAUUGCACCCUUAGGGCACAACUUGCAUCCUUGCAUAUUCUUUAGCUCCUUCAAAAGAAAGCUGUGAGGUUCCUCUUUGCACAAAAGCAAAAUUAAUUCAUGUGCGAGCUUAUCUGCCAAAUUGUAGCUAGCUGCUUUGGUUUUGCACUCUGUAUUUUGCAUAUUCCCCUUUUCGCUUUGCGGUGUACCAUGCUAAAAUAGACUUCCUUUGACACAA
Zootoca vivipara (common lizard) is the source of this 1731-nucleotide messenger RNA. It is a transcript of the gene MRI1, whose product is annotated as methylthioribose-1-phosphate isomerase 1. Gene Ontology annotation, molecular function: S-methyl-5-thioribose-1-phosphate isomerase activity. NCBI's taxonomy places the organism in Eukaryota, Metazoa, Chordata, Lepidosauria, Squamata, Lacertidae. The record is from RefSeq and is a predicted model, not a curated record.